Messenger RNA from Aspergillus aculeatus ATCC 16872, 2269 nucleotides. Its product is annotated as amine oxidase. NCBI's taxonomy places the organism in Eukaryota, Fungi, Ascomycota, Eurotiomycetes, Eurotiales, Aspergillaceae. Gene Ontology annotation, biological process: amine metabolic process. The record is from RefSeq and is a predicted model, not a curated record. Gene Ontology annotation, molecular function: copper ion binding; primary methylamine oxidase activity; quinone binding. The transcript is spliced from 4 exons. Bases 39 to 2105 code for a protein of 688 amino acids.
CCAGUACUUUUAUUCUGGUUCUCUAAUACAACCCCAAGAUGUCUCUCGCAACUGAACCCAGCCCUCGAUUGACUGCAUCGAGUGGCCCUCAUCCCUUCGAUCCAGUCACUCCUCGAGAAAUCAGACUAGCGGUUCGAGUUUUGGAAAAUGCCUUCGCUGGUGUCAAACUUCGCUACAAUCGGAUCGAUAUUCACGAACCCAUCAAGCAUGAGGUUGUCCCAUACAUUGAAGCCGAACGUCUAGGACAGCCCUUACCGCGCAAGCCCACCCGCCUCCUAUACUCAUACUUUCAUCGCCUCGAUACUCUUGAAUGUUGCAAGGCGCUCAUCAAUGCUGACACCGCGUCAAUUGUCUCGACGAAAGUGCUCCCCAAGACCGUUCAGCCUCCCGUCGAUAUCGAUGAACUUGCUGUGAUUGAAGAAGUCUGCAUGAAGCACCCGGCUGUGCAGGCAGAGAUCGCGAAGCUUAACUUGCCCCCGGGAAUGGCUGUGUGCAAUGAUCCAUGGAUGUACGGCACUGAGAACCAGACUGAGACACGUCGGAUGUUUCAAUGUUUCAUGUACAUGAUGGAAGUCGACCACCCUCAGAAUAACCACUACUCCCUGCCAUGCAAAUUCUCUCCCGUCUUCGACGCCUUUACCCACGAAUUGAUCCGCAUGGACUAUCUACCAGGAGGCGAUGAUCAUUCAUUUACUGAGACUCAGGCUUGGAAGCCUGUCAAGGCUGUGCAAUAUGCGCACGAUCUCCUUGAUGAGCCUGUUCGCACGGAUCUCAGACCUUACAUUGUCCAGCAACCAGAAGGUCCCUCUUUCAACGUGGUCGGCAACUUUGUUUACUGGCAAAAGUGGCGUUUCAGGGUCGGCUUCAACAACCGGGAGGGUAUGGUUCUGUACAAUGUCACAUAUGACAAUCGCAGUGUUUUCUACCGUCUCUCGGUCUCGGAGAUGACGGUGCCCUAUGGAGACCCUCGCGCCCCUUAUCACCGCAAGCAGGCCUUUGAUGUUGGCGAUGUUGGUUUCGGUCUCAACGCCAAUCAGCUCUCGCUCGGCUGUGACUGCUUGGGCCACAUCAAAUACUUUGAUGGCUACCGAGCCGACUCCAAAGGCAAUCCAGUCCUGUUGAAGAACAUUAUCUGCAUGCACGAACAGGACAACGGUAUUCAACAUAAGCACACCAACUACAGAACUAAUGCGGCAACAGUUGUCCGCAAUCGUCAGCUUGUUAUACAGAUGAUCUGCACUGUUGCUAACUAUGAAUACAUCUUCGCCUAUAUAUUCGAUCAGGCGGCCAACGUCGAACUUGAAGUCCGUGCUACUGGCAUUCUGUCUACGGUACCGUUUGAUAACGAAGACGGCAAGACUGUCAGAUGGGGUACGAAUGUUGGCCCUGGUGUUAUGGCUCCCUACCAUCAACAUAUGUUCUCGUUCCGGGUUGAUCCCGCCCUCGACGGCUUUAAGAAUACUGUCUACUAUGAGGACAGUGUCCCCUUACCCGAGGAUGACCAGAACCCCUAUUUUGUGGGAUACACUACUCAGCAAACUGUCAUCAGCAGGUCCAGCGCCGCAGAUCUUGAUAUCAGCCGAAGCCGAGUUUAUAAAAUUCGCAAUGACAGCAGUAUCAACCCUAUCACUUACAAGCCCGUGGGAUACAAGCUCCACGCCGCACCCAGCCAAAUGCUGAUUCAAGGCAAGAACUCGAUCGGACAUCAACGGGCUGAAUUUGCUACACGGCCCAUUUGGGUCACAAAGUACCGGGACGAGGAGCUUUACGCGGCAGGCGAGUUCACGAACCAAAGCCACCGCGCAGACGGCGUCGAGACAUGGGUCAAGAGAAACGAUCCAACCGAGGAUGAGGACGUGGUUCUCUGGCACACAUUCGGACUGACCCACAACCCCCGCAUUGAGGACUUCCCCGUCAUGCCCAUGGAACGUAUCAGCGUCAUGCUGCGUCCCGACGGCUUCUUCACUAAGAACCCCGCCGUCGAUGUGCCGCAGUCAUCUCAGGCCUUCAACAAGUCAACUCUUCACCCGGAAGCAGCGGCCGCGGCGUCUUGCUGCUCGGGCGCGGGAGGCAGCAAGGCGAAGCUGUAUAAACGACUAGACUGAAAGAUGUCCCGCGAGCAUGGAGGAUGGCCCUUUUGAUCUAGACUUUCGCCUUCGUUGGCGAAAGCAUUGUAUGAUUCAUGACUACACAUACCGCCACCUGACGUUUCGAGCAAUGUAAAUAAGAGUUUCGUUUCCUAAAUGUUACAACUAAGCCUUCGACGCUU